This is a messenger RNA of Cladophialophora immunda, 673 nucleotides long. RefSeq lists its product as uncharacterized. The record is from RefSeq and is a predicted model, not a curated record. The transcript has a single exon. Lineage: Eukaryota; Fungi; Ascomycota; Eurotiomycetes; Chaetothyriales; Herpotrichiellaceae. The coding region runs from base 162 to 479 and encodes 105 amino acids.
UGACGGACACGGCUCCAUCGCGUAUUGAAUCUUCUUUUUUUUUCCUGGGCCUCUGCUUUCUGCUUCCUGCUUCUGGAGUGGGCCGCGCGUCCUCGCCAGGGACAAGAAGAUUUGGGCGAAGAAUGCGAAACAGACAAGUGAGACGGAGUUUGAGGUGACAGAUGCCAGGCAAGUCGCAACCAGAUAACCAGGUGCCAGCAGGGCCAGUUCUUGAUUUCCUGCACCGACAAACGCGUAGGCGAAGGGCUAGCCACCCGUCCGAGUUAGACAGAGAUCGGGGCUUCGGGGCUUUUUUCGCUUUCCCUGAGAGCAUAAGACGUGGGUGGACGUCACAUCCACGCGGAUCUUGUCAGAGACCUUGGGGGAAUGGUGGAAUGGUGGUAUGGUGGCAUGGUGGAACCAGAGUCAACGGUUCGUGGUGCGAUUCUGCGGCAGUUGGGAACCCUAACCCGCGAGAUCCUGAGACGGCCAUGGCAUGAUGGGCAGAGGUGUUGCUGGAUGGCCUGGCCUGGGGCCAUGGAUUGUCAGGUCUUGAUCGAGUGGUGGUCUCUCACAGGCACAGAGGACGAGGGACUCCGUACAUGCUCCGUCAAAAGAAGAGGGAAAGCUAGUCUACGGAGCAGUCAGGUACAUUGCUACAUGGCAGAAAUUCUAUUUCCAUGAGACAGUGGCG